Melanotaenia boesemani (Boeseman's rainbowfish) is the source of this 2153-nucleotide messenger RNA. Its product is annotated as phosphatidylcholine:ceramide cholinephosphotransferase 2-like. Gene Ontology annotation, molecular function: ceramide cholinephosphotransferase activity; sphingomyelin synthase activity. Gene Ontology annotation, biological process: ceramide biosynthetic process; sphingomyelin biosynthetic process. Bases 262 to 1404 code for a protein of 380 amino acids. Gene Ontology annotation, cellular component: endoplasmic reticulum membrane; Golgi membrane. The transcript has 7 exons. Lineage: Eukaryota; Metazoa; Chordata; Actinopteri; Atheriniformes; Melanotaeniidae. The record is from RefSeq and is a predicted model, not a curated record.
GGGCUCCUCCUUCAACAAACACAGGCUCGCGCUCAGUCAGUCAGAAAGUUUUCAUCGGAGGAGGACGAAGAGGCCGCGAGGAAGGAAAAGUAGCUGAAAAGAGACUCCUGCCGACAGAGCGAUUUAAACCUGCUGACCGGACCAGCUCGACCAAUCACCUGCCUUCCCUGUGACCUGACCAGGUCAGCUGAUGCAUCACAGAGACUUUGAUUGGUUGCAGCUGUGAAACUCAUUGAUUAGAGAAUCGUUUGGACUCGAUCGAUGGCAGCCCCAGAACUGGUCCAGGAAGACAGUCACAUCUCAGCGGAAUCCAGCGUGACCUCAUCAAACUCCCCUACACAAACUCAUCCAGAGACGGUUGCCAACGGCAACCUAAACCCCCACGCCUCCUCGCUCCCUGCCGACUGCCAUGACGGUACAAGCCAAAUGAAGAGCAGCGGACUGAGCAACCUGCUGAAGCAGAACCAGCUCAUCAACUCCCUGAGCAGCCGGCUGCAGCGCCACUGCGACUACAUCAAGAUCAGCGUGCAGGAGGAGCGCGCCAACCACCUCCCCGACGAGUGGUGGAAGACGGGCGUGGCCUUCCUCUACGCCCUCUUCAUCCUCAUCUUCACCACCGUCGUCAUCGCCAUCGUCCACGAGAGGGUUCCGGACAAGUCGGUGAGCCCGCCACUGCCAGACAAGUUCUUCGACUACGUGGACCGAGUUCCCUGGGCCUUUACCAUCACCGAGACCAAUGGUCUGAUCCUGGUGGGACUCUGGCUCAUCCAGUGGCUCUUCCUCAAGCACAAAGCCAUCGUUGGCCGCCGAUGUUUCUUCCUGAUCGGGACUCUCUACAUGUACCGCUGCGCCACCAUGUACAUCACCACCCUGCCGGUGCCGGGGAAACACAUGGUCUGCGCUCCAAAGCUGUACAACGACUCCAUGGGGAAAAUGUGGAGGAUCCUCCGGCUGAUCUCAGGAGGAGGUUUGUCGCUGACGGGAUCUCACCUGAUGUGCGGAGACUUCCUGUACAGCGGCCACACGGUCAUGCUGACGCUGUCCUACCUCUUCAUCAAGGAGUACUCUCCUCGCUGGAUGUGGUGGUAUCGCUGGUUCUGCUGGUGUCUCAGCGCCUCCGGAAUCGCCUGUAUCCUUAUCGGUCAUGAGCACUACAGCAUUGACGUGGUGAUCGGAUACUUCGCCACAACCAGGAUCUUCUGGUGGUACCACACUAUGGCCAACACACACGAGCUGCGUCGGGCUCCAAACAACUACCUGUCCAGGACUUGGUGGAACCCGGUCUUCAACUUCCUGGAGGGGAACGUCCAGACGACUGUCCCCAUCGUGUUUUUGUCUCCGCUGGCCCUCCUGUCCUCCUGCAAGCAGAGGUACAGGAUGGUGGAAGGUGGGAGAGACGAAUAAGAACAAAGAUGGAGGAACUAGAGGAGACUCGCCCAACAAGACGGACUUGAACAUCAUUUUAUUAGAACUAGAACUUAAACUCUCUCCUGUGUACUGAGGAAGAGGAGGAGGCACAGUAAAUGUGCCACAACGUUUACAUCAACAGCACCACUGUUUAUUUAUUAAUCAGAACAACGCUUGAGAUGGUGUUCCUGCCAGAAACCACAACUACCAUUCAUCCUGUCUUUCAUCAUUCAGAGCCAAACUACAAAGAAGAUGAAGUGACUCUUAACUGCAGCACCACAUGGUGGCACAUGGUGUUCUAGGUGGCUACUCCUGCUAUGAAGUUUGUUAGCUAUACGCUAGCUCUUUAUUUUUCCUUUUUUUUGUAAACUUUUACGUGUAAUGUGACUAUAAAAGUUAAAAUAUUCCACCUCCUGACAAAGAAACGGUCUGACUGGGAUCGUUUGGAAGCUAGCAGCUAAUAGCUUGCUAGCUGUUACUAGCUAGCUGUUUUAAAUCUCCAGACAGGUUCUUGUUAGUGUAAAUUUAUGUUUGUUGUUGUCUUUAUGUUGUUGGUCAUUGUUGUUUAACUUAUAUUUGUUUAGGUAUUAAAACUCUCAACUGCCAAAACUUGUUGAUGCUGAUUGGAGGUCUGAUGAAGCUCCAGAGAGACUUUCGUCCAUCCUCGUUUGCAGGUCAUUUUUUUGUUAACUUGAACACUGCGUGACAGACAGCUGUUUGCUUUGAUAAUAAAAUGGUUAUUUUCA